Messenger RNA from Boleophthalmus pectinirostris (great blue-spotted mudskipper), 3154 nucleotides. RefSeq lists its product as uncharacterized. The record is from RefSeq and is a predicted model, not a curated record. The transcript is spliced from 15 exons. Gene Ontology annotation, cellular component: membrane; cytosol. Bases 138 to 2975 code for a protein of 945 amino acids. Lineage: Eukaryota; Metazoa; Chordata; Actinopteri; Gobiiformes; Gobiidae. Gene Ontology annotation, molecular function: RNA binding; SH3 domain binding.
CGCGUCACCAAUAUGGCGUUCAAACAACAGUGAGACUCGUGAAUUUUCUACGAUGACAGCGGUGUGAUCAAUUGGAAUGCCAGUUUCUGUGCAUUAUUACAUGUAAAAGCGUGCUCCUCUGGUUCCACAGUUGAAUUAUGGCAACAGAUAAUAGUCCGCUCUUCUGUAUUGUAUGUCGAUGCCACUACUUAAGACAGGGGGCUCAUGAGCACAUGCACAGCAAGCUCCAUCACAGGAACCUGGAUUCACUGAUGGAUAAAGAUGCAGGUCAUCAGUGCCAGGCGUGUGGGGGCUCCUCCAUGACCCUGAGGCAGUACGAGGAGCACAUCUCCACUGCAGCUCACAACAACAAGCUCCACAUUCUGAUCUCCAAGAACAUGAAGCCCAUGAGCCUGAAGAAGAGUUUGAGCAUGCAGACCAUUUUCGCCAUCUUGGAGCGGAACAGGAAGCUCAACAAGCAGGAGAAAAACGCUCGGAGGAAGCAGAACAAAGCAAAGAAGAUCUCUGGCCCUAAACCCAAACUUGAGUCCAACGGAGCCAGCACAAAGCCUACCAAAAACUCUGCCGUCAACACACAACGGCCAACAUUUAAGGUGGAACACAAAGACCCUGGCACCACACACCAGUCUAUGCCAAGACCUAGUGUAGUCCCUCUGCCUGCGCCCCCUUUUGGCUGGACUAUGCAACGGCCCUAUUUUCAAGCAGACCAGAAUGGUCAACCCCAUAGCUUAACAAAAAACCCUUUUAGAAGUACACAAGCUAGUGCUAAUGAAAUUGAACUUUUUGCCAACAACGCUGGUGGUUAUUGCAACAGUUUUGGAUCUAACUCAAAUGGAGGUAUUAUGGAUUUUACCAGUGACCACUUACCUCAAGAUGCCGGCAUUAUUUUUGAGUCAAGAUCAAAUCCACAAAGUCAAAAGGCUUCUCAGGAAAGUAGAUCACAAGUGGAUGUGGCUACAGUUACACUGGAGGACUCCUCUCUUCCUGCAAAGCACCGCGUGGACAUGAGUGUGAUGAUUCGGCAGAUCCACAGAGAGCUGGGUCUGAGGGAGCCAUGUAGAGCUGACCGCGAGGUCAGGAAGCAGCAGGUCCAAGCACACUGCAGUCAGUGUAAUGAGCCUCUGCAAACUACCAGUGCACAUGUCCUCUGUAACGCUAAAGACAAGGGGCAAAUGGGGACGGAUGGUGUGAGCGGUUUGCUAAAGGGAGGUGGAGGGACUGGUAGUGACAGUGGCAGUGGUAAUGGACAAAAAGGUUCCAUGGAUGACAGAGCAAAUGUGAGACAGAAUCUGGUGUCUGGAGCUAGGGGUAAAGACUGGGCCCACAUGUGCUCUGAGGAGAGAAGAGGCAGGACGAGAGGACUGCCCAGGUUUGGCAUAGAGCUGUCCAGACCUCCUCCUCCUGCACAAGCCACUUUUUCACAUCCAGAGGGCGCUGUGUCUCCGUUGUCAGAGGGAGAGCUCCUGACCCUGUCGGCCCAGCCCCUGUCAGCCAAGCCCCUGUCGGCCUUUUCCUCCAGCACAGAUCCCACCCCAGGGCUACUCCAGGUCACGAUGGAUGUGCUAGGAGAUGGAGAAGAGAAAGGGAACAAAAGGAGUAAGAAGAGGAAGCAGGCCCAUGUGUGUUGUGAACCAGGUCCCAGUUUGAAGAAGACCACGAUAUCUCAAAAUGCAGAUCAGUCUUCAUUGGACCGGCUGUACUCUGUGUCUCUGAUGGAGGAGGACUUGAGUCUCCAGCUACAGGAGUUGGACAAGGCCAUAGUCCAGACGCGCAACACCCUGCAGACCUACCUCAUCCUCAAGGAGAAGUGUGUUGCUGAAGUGAACAGUCUCAGAGCUCAGCGCAUUGAAAUCUUGCGUACAAUGAGAGAAGGACUGUGUAACAUCUCAAACAUAGAACCAUGUGCUCCUGUCCCUCCUGCUGCACCUGCCACUUCUGCCAAAUCUGUCCAUCCAGCUUUACCCGCGCCUUUUACUGCUCCACCCGUCCCUACCAGCAGCCAGUGCCACCCGGCUCAAGCCAAGCAAAAAACCUAUCACACACUCCUAAAUGUUCAAAAUACAACUGCAAAUGUGGAUACGCCAGUUCAUCUGCUCUCAGCUUCAGAUUCACCACAACCAAUACCCAAUACUACUACUACUACUACUGCUGCUGCUGCUACUACUCCUACUACUACUACUACUACUACACCUAUUGCCUUAACAAAUCAGGUACCUCUACAAAACCCACCAGUGUUGAAUAUCCGGACUCAGUCACAGCUUCCCCUUGUUCAAUGUGAUUCUGAAACAAGACGAGCAGCAAUGACAACUGAAGAGACAAGGGACACGUCUGAAAGAGCGCCCCCUCUGGUAGAAGAUGGUGACGACAGUGAUGAUUUGGAGGUAAUGGAACCUUGUCCCAGUGUGGUGAUAAACCUGGAUGAGACUAAUAAUGAGGAGGAGCAGAACAGAUCAAGUGCGGUGAAAGUGGAGGAAGAGGAAGGUGAUGAGGGUGCAGGUUCAGUGGCAUUAGCCCCAAAAGAGGAGAUUGUGGACGGAGGUUCACCAGGCAGCCCAGUCACACAGACACAGGAGCACAGGAAUGUUGAAGCUGCAGCUUUGCCAAAAACUGACACCAGUUCACCCCACAGACCUAUGAAGGAGGAGGAGCCCUGUGUGGGAGCCUUUGAGAAGCACUCUGGUCCAGUGACCGCUCUACAGAUCUAUGAUGGUCUGCUGUACACCUGCUCUGGAGACCACACAGCACGAGCCUAUAACCUGCAUACAAAAGAUUGUGUGGGAGUGUUUGAAGGCCACUCCAAUAAAGUCAACUGUCUUCUGGUAACGGCUGUUUUAACCUGCCUCCAAAGCUUUUCACGGGCUCCAGUGACCAAACCAUCCGCUGCUUCAGCACCCAGACAAGGAGGUGCCUCUCACAGCUGUCCGUGCCUGACCGCGUGCUCUGUCUGCAUAUGGCCUGGAACAUCCUGUACGUAGGCCUGGCCAACGGCUCCGUCUCCAGCUUUGACCUGAUGAGCCUGAAGGAGCUGGAUGUGUUUGAGUGCCACGGGCCCCGGGGGAUUAGCUGCCUGUCCUCUGCUCAGGAAGGGGCCCGCAAGGUGCUGCUGGUGGGCUCUUAUGACAGCACCAUAAGUGUGAGGGACGCCAAGAGCGGC